Lolium perenne is the source of this 2322-nucleotide messenger RNA. RefSeq names its product cysteine-rich receptor-like protein kinase 10. Lineage: Eukaryota; Viridiplantae; Streptophyta; Magnoliopsida; Poales; Poaceae. The record is from RefSeq and is a predicted model, not a curated record.
CUCGCCUAUACCCUCAUAGAAACAGUGCGUGGUUCCCCUAAAGUAAAUCUUCACUUAAAGGGCUUAGUUGUGUUAUGGCACUAUCUGGAAUUAUGCAAUAGAUCAACAUAUGCAAAGCAGAGUAUUCACUAGCAGCUCAUGUGUUCCCCGUACCUGCUAUCACUGGCUAGAAUAAAAUGAGUAAUAGCAGAAUUUGCAUCGUAAGAGACGAAAGCAUGAAAGUAAAUACAUAAAGCAACGGAAGCUACUAUGAGCAGAGCACGGUAUCCCCAAAAGUAGUUGGCAAUUUAAGUUUAUCCCAGCCUUCUCUAGCUUCACAAUCAAGGUCAUUAGAAGAUACUAUGAAGACAAUGAGAAAGAAUAGAGAAUGAAAUUUUAGUCAGUAGGGUAUUUUGACCAAACCACAAAUCACGAUCGCAUGGGACAAAUGAUACUUUGUAUAACUAACUCCUUGUAGUUAACGAUCUCUUGUGCUCUUUGUAAAGUAAUCCCCUUGGAAUCAGCGUUUCAUAGCAAUUUUCCUUGUAACUAGCAAAGACUGAAGUUCUUUGACAAUACUUUUUUUGGCUCUUUCACACACCUGGUGCCCCUUCCUCAACGUUAUCCCUCCAAACCAACUACAGUAUUAUACAUCCCGUCUACUCGAACAAUUUCCAGACCCUCUCAUCUUCAUGGCUAGACUGGUGAAUCAAUUCUGAUAUUAUAGACACCCUGUACGUGUAAUAGUUGCUAAACUUCAUAUCGCUGUACACACCACACUAUGUCCAUGGGGAUGUGGCACCGUUUCUACCUCCUUUCCUUCGCCAUCCUAGUCUUGCCGCUUGCUGCCAACAGUAACAUCAUCUGCACUGGCCAAGGCAAUCGCACAGCCAGCAGCAACUAUGAAGCAAACAUCCGCGCCUUCAUGGCCAUUCUCCCGAACAAGACGGCCUCCAUGCUCGGCCGCUACGCCAACCAUGACACUGGGGACGGCAUGUACGCUGUAUCACACUGCCACAACGGCACAAACUUCUCAUCCUGCUGGGCCUGCAUCACCUUAGCCCUCCAAGAAGCACAGACAGUGUGUCCUUACCAGAAGGGUGUCGAGUUCAACAACAACAACUGCUCUCUCGAACUCUCUGCAAUCAUUCACCUCGAAACUGUGGAUCUUCUUGUCCUCAAACACGAUGGCCACAAAGAAGGAUUCUCUGCGAUGAGAAAUGUGUCCAUGGCUAUAGAGAACAUCAUGGCGUUGGUAUUUCAAGCAGUUGGAUUCGCAUGUCUUUUCUUCCUACUUCGACAGGACUGGCAUGAUAGGAAAAACCGAUCUAUGAUGCAUCCUAGUGAUCCUCCAUCUGAAGAAAAAUGAUUCAUCCGUCUCGGCCACAAUUUUCAGCAGCUGUGCCUUCUCUCAAGCGAAAAUAUAAUGCUGAUACAUCUACAUACACUACGGGAAAAACAGGCGCUGCCGUGCAGCGUUUCAAUGCCGUGAGCCGCCGCACGGCAAAGAAAUCAUUGCCGUGCGCAGCAAGCAGCACGCACGGCAACGACAAUCCGCACGGCAACAUCUGAGAGCAGCGCACGGCAAUGAAGGCAAGCACGGCAAAGACAGAAGCGGCGCACGGCAAAGAAUCAAAUGACGGCAAAGUACAAGGAAACCUCACGGCAAAGAAAGGAAGACGGCAAAGUCCCUACGUGCCGCACGGCAAAGAAACCAAGCACGGCAAAGAAACCAAGCACGGCAAAGGCACUGGGCAUUGCCGUGGCUCGCCCCUUUGCCGUGCGGACAGGUUAGUUGCACGGCAAAGGCACCUUUGCCGUGCGUUCCCUUCUUUGCCGUGCGCCAAUAUAAUUUUUUUUGUUUUUCUUCCUAUUUUAUUUCAUCUAAUACUUAUAUUUAUUUGUUAAUUAGUUUUUCUUUUUGAUGACUAUUUAUUAGACAAUGUGCAAUACAAAAUUACUCUCCAUAUAUGUUCAUCCCCCACAUAUAUCACGGUUUCGGAGCAACCCGCGGUUCGGAAAAUCUCCUAAGUGUUAUCGCCCAACGGUGAGGAAGGUCACACCGGGGAGCUACUUUUGCACCAUUAGACCUUGCACCACACUUUGACACAUAUCAUAGGCCCACAUGCAAGAUUUGGUGGGGUUCCGGUGCUCCGGCGGUCGUUCUCCCCCUCCUCCCCCCAAAACAGCGGAACGUGUGCCCCGGCGGGUCUACCCCCCUAGAUUUCUCCGCGCGAGGGUGCACCAAUGUACUUUUUCAUUCUUUUAGGUUUGUUUAGGACAUAUACACAUGGAGAACCAAGAUUGGGACCCUUUGGCACAUACACCCGCAGCUCGAGCCAU